AGCCACAGGAGCCCAUUAUGGGAAUGACUUUUUCAGCAAAAGAAUGGGGCCACUUCAGCGCCAACUGCGGAAGGGGGAAUAUGGGUUCUUUAAAUAUUCCCCCAUGUUUGAAAGUGACUUUGUUCAGAUCAGCAAGCAUGGAGGUCCAGUAGAGAUCACCAACGAGGAGCAAAUUGUGACUGUUGGGAUGAGCUUUACAAGCCCUGUCCUCCUGAUGCCCGAUGUCCUGCUUGUGGCACGGCCCGUUUACCUGCCUGCAGAUCCUCCUCCACUGCGUGGCACCAGGGUCUCUCCACAACGCAAAGUGAAAUAUGAGCUCAGCAGGUUGUUCCCUUUGCGUUUGGUGAAGAUCUCCAUCCAUGAUGCAGAGAGGCAACAGCUGAAAUUUAGACUAGCGAGCGGACGCACCUUCUAUCUCCAGCUGUGCCCUGAAUCGUACAGGCGAGAAUACCUCUUUGAUUCCUGGACCAGGAUCAUCCAGUUAUUGUGGCCGCCCUCAGAUAUAAUGUCUGCAAUGAAGGAGGAGGUCAUUGAGACCAGCCGCAUUAGGAGUUCUCCACCUCCAAGACCUAAAGCUCCAUCUCCUAAGCCCCCAGUUAAGAGUACAACUGCCUGGAGUGAGCUAACCUUCACCAACAGCCUUGCGGAAGACAAAGAAACAAGAAAAAUCAGCACGGCCAAGUCUCCCACAAGCCUGACCAAAGCCCAAAAUCCGGGCUCGUCUUCCAGAGCAGCACAGGAAGCUGAGCUUGUCCGUCCUCCACCCUCUCAGGCCUGGAAGGAGGAGCGGGCAGAGAGAAACCCCUCCCACAGGAGUCAGGCGGGGGAGAAAGUGAGGCGUGAGAGCAGUCACCCCACCAGGAGUUUCAAAAGAUCCUUCAAGGAAAGUCAUUCUAGUCGAAGCAAGUCUGGACAAAGAGAUGCUAACCGGAAGCCCAGCAAGCUUCUCUCUCUCAUCCAAUCUUACUCCUGGGGCAGCUCCCAGAAGGUUAACCAAGGUACCAGAUCCCAGUCCAAAGAGAGGAAAUAGCAGAGUGAAGGGAAGAUAUUCAAAGAGGAGCAGUCUCUACCAUGUCUGUUUUGUACCCACUGCCUGGCCAGGGGGAACGGCAAAGGAGGAGCAGCAAGUGUGUGUGUGUGCUUGUGUUCUUAUUAAUAAAACAUUUGUUCAAUUUUC
This is a messenger RNA of Heteronotia binoei (common prickly gecko), 1177 nucleotides long. RefSeq names its product Golgi-associated RAB2B interactor protein 3-like. The record is from RefSeq and is a predicted model, not a curated record. The transcript is spliced from 6 exons. Lineage: Eukaryota; Metazoa; Chordata; Lepidosauria; Squamata; Gekkonidae. Gene Ontology annotation, cellular component: nucleus. The coding region runs from base 44 to 1030 and encodes 328 amino acids.